Messenger RNA from Solanum verrucosum, 1184 nucleotides. RefSeq names its product fruit protein pKIWI502. The record is from RefSeq and is a predicted model, not a curated record. Gene Ontology annotation, molecular function: oxidoreductase activity. The transcript has 5 exons. The coding region runs from base 101 to 1009 and encodes 302 amino acids. NCBI's taxonomy places the organism in Eukaryota, Viridiplantae, Streptophyta, Magnoliopsida, Solanales, Solanaceae.
AAGAUUCCCACGCCGCCGUAUUCUCUUGCCUCUCCACCCUUCUCGGCGGCGCUUUCUAGUUUCUACGAUUCUUCCUUCUCACCAUAUAAUUGAAAACAAAAUGUCAAUCCUUUCUCUCUCCCUUUCUCCAUUUCCAAAUCCAUCUCUCUCCCAUCUCAGUUCCCAUGCUCCCUCCCGUAUCCAAUCACUCCACCCUUCUUCAUCCAUGACCCUCCUCAAACCACUCCACCACCACCUCCGUCGUCGUCUCUCCAUCUCCGCCGCCGCAGCUGUCCGUCAAGACACUAAUCUCUGGACAACCGCACCUCUCGUCACCGUUUCACCUGCCGCUGAAUCUCUCUUCCACGUCACCAUCGACGUGUCCGAUUACCCUGACCUAGCUACCUCACACACCAAGGCAGGUCAGUAUCUUCAGCUUCGGAUUCCUGACGUUGAGAAACCGUCGUUUUUAGCGAUUGCAUCGCCGCCUUCGCUUGCUGCAGCAAAAGGUUUAUUUGAGUUCCUUGUGAAAAGUAUCUCUGGCUCUACGGCGGAGCUACUAUGUGGAUUGCAGAAAGGUGAUGUUGUGGAGUUGAGUCAGGUUAUGGGGAAAGGAUUUGAUUUGGAUCAAAUCUCUCCUGCGGAAGAGUAUCAGACGGUCGUGAUUUUCGCUACGGGAUCUGGAAUCAGCCCAAUUAGAUCCCUGAUUGAGGCAGGGUUUGGUGCAGACAAGAGAUCUGAUGUUCGGCUAUAUUAUGGUGCACGGAAUUUGAAGAGAAUGGCAUAUCAGGAUAGGUUUGAAAACUGGGCAUCCUCUGGGGUCAAGGUUGUGCCAGUGUUGUCUCAGCCUGAUGAUGCUUGGACAGGUGAAGAUGGCUAUGUUCAGGCAGCAUUUGCCCGAGCUAAAAACAUUUUUAAUCCUCAAUCUACCGGAGCAGUCCUCUGUGGUCAAAAGCAAAUGGCUGAGGAGGUGACUUCACUUCUUGUAGCAGAUGGAGUCUCAACCGAGAAGAUUCUGAAGAACUUCUAAACAAUUCCAAUUUUGGUUCAUCGUGUUGUAUUAGUGUCUAGUAUAAAAUCAAUUUAUUCGAUUUCACCUGCUGGCUUCAAGGUAUUUAUUCAGCAUGGUCAAACAACAUAAUGUAACAAUGUUAGCCAUCAGGCUGUACAAAGUCCAACGUGGCUCAUAUAUGCAUUCAAUCAAA